UCGACGAUACUCGGUGAUAUAUAAUUUGCGCGUUGAAUUUUCAAGUUCCUUAACCUUUCGAAUUAAUUAUGAAAAUCUUUAAACAGUACUAUCGAAUUAUAAUUAAUAAAUAGAGACUCUAAAUACUCUAUUUUUAUUGAACAAAUAUAAUAAUAAGAUUUCAGAACUGUGAGUAUAUCUAAGUGUUCACUUUGUUGGUAGCUUCUCUUUUAUGUCAACAUAAUUGACUGCCGACUGGAUCGCGUCCUAUGUUAAGAUAAAUCUUGUUAAAUAAUUUAUACGGUUAAAUAACCGUGUAAGUUGCAUUAUUAAAAUCAAAUAUAAUAAUAGACGUGCUAAUUUAUCGAUAAAUGAUCACACGUUUCACGUAAUGUUUAUUAUUCAUUUGACAUGGUGAAGUUAAAAAUGUGUAAACGAGUUUCUGUGUACAAAGUUUAAUUACAUAAAAUUACUUGAUAGUACAUCAUCUGUUUAUUAUAUUACUAGAAAAAAAUUCUACACACACAAAAGAAAAAGGACUCAAUAGUUUAUAAUGAUUCGGCUAUUUGCAAGUAAAUUAUCUUCAAAUCAACUAUAUUUUUGGAUGUUUAAAAAUGCCUGGUUGCGCAGCAGUUGGCUGCAAUAAUCGCAGUGAGAAAGGCUAUAUUAUGAAAUGUUUUCCUCGUGAUCCCAAAUUAAGAAAGAUUUGGCAAGAGCGUGUAGCUAGGGCAGAUUGGAAGCCUUCAAACAAUUCUUUUCUUUGUCAUGUACAUUUUGAACCACAAGAAUGGUCUAUUACACAAAGUGGUAGGAUAAGAUUAAAAAAAAAUGCUAUACCUUCUAUUUUCACUGUAACGUCGACUAGAAAGUCUCCAAAAAAACGUAAGAAAUUAAUUCAUACAAAAAAGGAAAAGGAUUGUCAAAGUAGUCAAAACAUGGAAUAUCUUGAAAUUGAUACAGAAUGUUCUUCAACUGGGAAUAUUGAAGGAAAAGAUUCUGAUUUUCAAGACACAGAUGAAAUUUCUCAAUCUUUGGCAUUUGAAACUCACGAUAAUGUUUAUCAAAUGACCAAAAUAAGGAAUAAUUAUAGUGAUCAUAUACAAGAUCAUGUGGCUGCUAACAAUGCUCAAGAUGGUAUAAUUCUAGUCUCGGAUGAAUGUAAUACAGAAACAGAUCAUUUUAUGAAAAAAAACAAUACUAUGUCGCAUAUAAAUGAAAGUGAUAAAAUUAGUGGCAACACUAAUGGUGACCAAGGCCUAGCACUAAACAAUAGUGAAAAUUUAUAUGUUAAAACAGAAGUUAAGUCUGAAAAUACAAGCGGCAAAUUUGAAGAUAAUUACGAUGAUAUAGAAGAAAAAUUGAAACAAAUCUGUGAUGGAAGAAGUAUGAAUGAUGAAGAUUAUUCAGAAAAUAAUAGAAUUAAUUGUAUCACUAAAAAACAAGAUGAUACAGAAAGAAAUACGGAAAUAAAUUUAAACGAUAUCAAUAAUAAAAUUCUUUCAGCAACAGGAAUGGAUUACAAAGAACCUAUAAAGCAUGAAAUAGGUGAUAUUCUUAUUGAUAAUAGAGAAAAUGUUGAAAUCAUUUUUGGUACUGAAAGUGGAGAUGAAAAGGUGGAUAAUUCUCAGUCCGUUUCAUGCAUUAAUAAUUCAUUUACAAAUCCUCAUGAAAUUACAGAUUCUGUAUUAAAUGUGGAUGGUAUUCUUUGUAUCAAAGAAGAGAAAAAAGUCUAUAAUGAAGAUAUUGAGGAAAAUUUUGGUAAGGAUGAAGUACAUGUUAUACCAAAUAUGAGAGCAGCCAUGAAACGUAAAAGAAGAACUAGAGAAGAGAUAAUGAAGUCCAUAAAAAAAUCAAUUGGUAGUACAUCCGAACAAGAUAUCAACUUUACACAUAACAGUGAUAUUUCAGAUAACAAUACAGAUAAACAUACAGGGAUUGAUAUGAAAACCAAUGACAAAAGAAAUACAAAAACUAACAAUAAUCAUGGACAAAUGGAAAAAACAGAAUUUACGAUUAAAAUAACUGGUGAUCCUAAUGAUGUAUGUGAUAUUGUUCAAGAGCUAACUACACAAGAUAAUGCAAAUCAUAAUUUUCAAGAAGUUCAUAAUUCUUGUGAAAAGCACGAUCAUAGAACUAUAGUUACAUCUGUUAUAAAGCUGAAAGAUUAUCCUAUAAAUUUACAUAACAUUACAAAAGAAUUAUGUAACAAUCACGAAGAUCUUACAAUAAAAAAUAAAGAUUGCUUUUUACGAAGAAACCCUGUAUCCACUAAUAAUACUGAAACAGUUAAUCUGAAAAUAGAAUCGGUUAGUGGUUCUCAGAAAAAUAAUCUUUCUACAAAUUCUACACCAUUAGAGAAAAAGAUAUUUAAUUUAUGUAAUAGUUCUCAAACAAUCAAUUAUAGUACUAAUAAAAUGGAACAAUUAGGAAAAUUAACUGCACAUGACAUAUCUUGUGAAUAUGAGUUGCUGCAGCAGAGAUCAAAAAUGCAAGAAGAAGUAAUUCAGAAAUUAACUAAUCGAUUAAUUGUAUUUAAAGGAAUGGAAAAUAAUUUAAGGAAACAAAGUAAAUUGUUACAAAAUAAAACAAAGGAGGUUGAAAUGUUAACAAAUAAAUUAAAUACAAGAGCAGUAUCUACACAGUCAUUAAUUAGUAAUAAAAAAAGUUUAGAAUCAAAACAGAGAUUAAUUGAAGAUUUAUCAAAUAGGGUGAAUUAUUUGGAGGUAGUUAAUAAGAAAUUAAUGAAAACUAUGACAUUAGAAUCUCAACAAAAAAGAAAAUUAGAAGGACACAUCAAACAAAAAGAUGAUCAGAUAAAAGAAUUGAAUUGGAAGUUAGAAAAAGCCUCUAAAUAUCUUGAAAGGGCAGAAAAAAAUACGAAUACUUAUAGAAGAAAGAUGUUAAAUAUGCAAACAGUGAUGAGGAGAAAAAAGUUAUUAGAUGAAAAAAUGAGUUGGUUCAAUGAAUUGCUAAUUGAUAGUGGUAAAGGAGAAUUUUCAGAAAAAAUUUUAAAAACAGCUGUGACAAUUAGGAAAGAUUGUGGAAAGGAUGGUUAUAUUAAAUUGAUUGACUAUGGCUUUCCUUUACCUCCAUUAACAGCUUUAAAAAAAUUUCUUAAUACUAAUUUGUCAGAAGGGCAAAGCAAUGAUGAAACAAAUCAAGAUAUUAAAAAGAAACCAUUAAUAAAAGAUGUACAACGUUUAAAUAAUGAAACAGAAGUAGAUAUAAAAGAUACCAAUAUACUGGAAUCAGAUAAUAAACCAACAGAUUUAAAUACUACAGAAACAAUAACUGGAACAGUUCAAGAUAUUUUUAAUGAAAAUAAUGAUGGUGAUGACUUUACUUCGCAUGAACUUAAGAAACAUUUUAUGGAACAAUUGAGUGCUGUCAUGUAGCC
Messenger RNA from Vespa crabro (European hornet), 3376 nucleotides. RefSeq lists its product as uncharacterized. NCBI's taxonomy places the organism in Eukaryota, Metazoa, Arthropoda, Insecta, Hymenoptera, Vespidae. The transcript has 2 exons. The record is from RefSeq and is a predicted model, not a curated record. Bases 594 to 3374 code for a protein of 926 amino acids.